This is a messenger RNA of Ostreococcus tauri, 582 nucleotides long. RefSeq names its product Methylosome subunit pICln. The coding region runs from base 1 to 582 and encodes 193 amino acids. Gene Ontology annotation, cellular component: spliceosomal complex; cytosol. The transcript has a single exon. The record is from RefSeq and is a predicted model, not a curated record. NCBI's taxonomy places the organism in Eukaryota, Viridiplantae, Chlorophyta, Mamiellophyceae, Mamiellales, Bathycoccaceae. Gene Ontology annotation, biological process: mRNA cis splicing, via spliceosome.
AUGCCCGCGAGCGGUCUUCGUCGCGUCCAGUCCGCCCUGAGCGACGAUCGCGCGUUAAAACUUCGCGACGACGAGUCGGUGCUCCUUCGAUGCGACGUCUCGCUCGUCAUCGAGCGCGUGAAGGAUGAGGAAGUGGAGAAUGCAGAAGAUGCAACGGCGCGCGAAUGCGAGCUCUUCGUCACCACCUCUCGCGUCGUGUUCGCGUCGAUGGACGACACGUACGAGUGCGAUUACCACUCUUUGGCGUUACACGCCAUCUCGCGAUCGGACGAGCGGUUCGGUGCGCGCGGGUGCGUGUACUGUCAAGUCGACGACGACGAGAGCGGCUCGAGCGCGGAGACGGAGACGACGCACGCGUACGUCUCGCCCACGGCGGCGACGACGGUGGAGACGAUCUACGCCGCAAUGAGCGAGGGAUCGAUGAUGAAUCCGGACUCGAGCGACGGGGAAUCAGACGACGACGCGCGUUACGACGAGGACGACGAGGCGACGCUCAGGAGGCUGGACGACUUGGUCGUCGUCGAGGACGAGGUGGAGGCGCUCAUGAGGAACGAUCCGGGACGGUUCGAGGACGGUGAGUGA